AUGUCGAAGGGCAAAAAGGGCAAGAGCAAGGCCAAAGGCGGCUCGGCCAAGGGCACACCGCAGCGCGCGCAGUCCAAACGCCACUCAUACCAAUCAUGGCCAGUACAUGAGGAGACCGCGACCGCCUCCAAGUUCUCCCUCAAAGACGAGGCCAAAUGGAUGUCAAGUCACCGCACCGCUGCGUUUGAAGCUGGCAAGAAAUUGCGACACAUGCCCAUCGAGUUCAUAAGCGCCGGCCACCUCGAAGGCACGCUGAAGAAACUCACGCCCGACGUAGAGACGGCCCAAGUCUCAUCUGAAUCCAGCGCUGAAUCCAUUACACCAUCCUCGCCCUCCUCCACGCCCGACAACACGUCAGCAAUGGCACACAUGGCCAUUCGCAGUCCCUCGCCCGCGCCUUCUGAGGCUUCAUCUUCGAGCGCCGACGAAGUGCUAUUCAGAGGCCGUGGAAACCAGCCACCAGCUGCGUCUGUCGCCACCUCGUCCUCUCAACAGGCACCCAAAGCCACCUCUACUGCGAAGCCGCCACCCACAUCCGCACACGCGACGGCGCGACCAUCAAAGCCGACUCCUUCAACAGAGACGCCGUCUGUUCAGACACCCGAGCUCACCGCUGCCUCUACUACCGACAAUACAUCCGUGGCAACGACAGCCAAGCUUCCAGUAUCGGUUGAGCUUAGCAUUCGAGGCAACGCUACAUCUCAGCUGGAGGUAGAGGUGGACUCGGAUGCCGAUGACGUUGAUCAAAACCAGUUCUCAAGGCGAAGAGGAGGCAGACCCGCAUGGGAAGGCACAACUACCGAGUGGCUACACCGGAGCAAACCAAAUGUCGGAUGGUUGCCUGGUAAUGCCCGCCCUGACAUGGACGCCUAUCUGCGCGGCGAGGUGAACCCUCGCGACGCCGCGAUAGAUGACUACAUGCAGAACAUGGAGGAGUUUGGUCUUACCGAAGAUAUGAUGGCUUCGUCUGGCUUCGCACGCCGUGAUAUGGAUCUGGAUGCGGGCAGUCAUAAUGAUUGGGAGUCAGCAUCUGGAAGCGAAGACGGUGGUAAUGAAGAUGCAGGCGAUGGCACUGAGGAGUGGGACUCAGAUAUGCUGCAGGAUUUCGACGACAUGGACACCGCAUCAGACGUCGCGGACAAAGUCGUUCGGAUUCUAUCAAAACGCAUGCGCAAGAGUGGCCUCCAAUAUCUCUGCGUAUACGAAGACUCGAUAAUAGACGAAGCUCGCUGGAUCUCACCUACCCACCUCAAGUCUGGCGACGAGAAGCUACUGAUCAAAGCUUUUGAGGCAGAAGCUCACGAGCGUGAGCAGCAAAUGCUCUCCAGCAGCGACUCCGAGGACGACUCCGAGGAUGAGGACGAUGAAGAUGAAGAAGCUGAAGACUGGGAUGAUGAGACCAUCGCAAAGGUCUUGCAGAAGCAAGAAGAGCUUGGUCUGGGUGGCGACGAAGUGAUGCUCUAUGGUGGCGAUGAAUAUUUUGGUGGAUCGGGCCCAUCUAAGAACUACUCAUAUGGCGGUUACGGCAGAUCCAACAAAAAGGGAAAGGGGCGCGGCCGGGGCAAGAGAGAACCUAUUUUCCCCUCCGCUUCUGCUAUGGUUGCGGCCCUGGAGAUGGAUCCAUAUGGUGGCUUUGACAUCAUGGAUACUGAGCGCCCAUCGCUUAAACCCAAGAAGAAGGGUCGACGUGGUCAGCCACCGCCAGAAUUGGACGAUUCAGAUCUGAACGAGCAGUUGCAAAGCGCGUGGGCGAAUGACAGAGCCAAGAAGCGUGUGAAGAAGGCCGAGCGCGAAGAGUUGCGUCAACAAGGCUUGUUAGGUCGCAAGGGCAAGGGCCCCAACCUCAAGGUCAAGUACCAGGGUGGCCUCGAUAUGGAAGACAUUGUCGAAGAGCUUCGUGAGUUCUUGCUAGGCGACAUGCAGACAUUGUCUCUCCCACCCAUGGAGGCUUAUCGCCGCGCCACCGUCCACCAAGCUGCUUCAUUCUUCAAUCUGAACUCACGUUCUCGGGGCUCUGGUAUGGACAGGUUCACCAUCCUGUCCAAGACCAACCGCACCCGCACCUAUACGGACGACGAAUUCGAUAUUGCGAUUGCGAAGAAGGGUUUCCAGAAACGCCUUAAAGGUCCUCUUUACUCAGAGGGUGGUGGUGGCGGCCGUCCGGGCAAGUAUUCCACCGUCAAGCACAAGCAAGGUGGUGCGCGCACCCGUCCUCAACUGGGCUACAAAGAUGGUGAGACUGUCGGUGCGAAUGCGCCAGAGCUCGGUCCUGAGAGCAAGGGCCAUGCCUUGAUGAUGAAAAUGGGAUGGUCCAACGGUGAAGCUCUGGGUGCUGGCGACAACAAGGGCAUCCUAAAGCCUAUUCCCCACACUGUCAAGACCAAUAAGGCUGGUUUGCAGUGA
Alternaria arbusti is the source of this 2403-nucleotide messenger RNA. RefSeq lists its product as uncharacterized. The coding region runs from base 1 to 2403 and encodes 800 amino acids. The transcript is spliced from 2 exons. Lineage: Eukaryota; Fungi; Ascomycota; Dothideomycetes; Pleosporales; Pleosporaceae. The record is from RefSeq and is a predicted model, not a curated record. Gene Ontology annotation, molecular function: nucleic acid binding.